This is a messenger RNA of Austrofundulus limnaeus, 621 nucleotides long. RefSeq lists its product as uncharacterized. Lineage: Eukaryota; Metazoa; Chordata; Actinopteri; Cyprinodontiformes; Rivulidae. The record is from RefSeq and is a predicted model, not a curated record. Gene Ontology annotation, molecular function: nucleic acid binding; RNA-DNA hybrid ribonuclease activity.
UAGCUUUUGAAACACUGAAAGAAAAACUGCAGGAAUCUCCAGCAUUAGCUCUGCCAGACUACUCUAAGAACUUUAUGUUGUAUGUGUCCACCUCAGCUGGGGGUAGGUUUGCAUGUGCUGUUCUUUGUCAAUCAACGGGUACAGGAUGUAGUCCACAACCUGUAGCAUAUUACUCCACAGCUUUUUCAGAAGUGGAGUUGGGGCUAUCGGAAUGCUAUCGGGCCAUGGUAGGUGUGUAUUUGAUGUAUGAGAAGGCAUCAGCCAUGACAAUGGGUUACCCUGUGACCAUUUUGACUCAUCACAGUCUGAGAAAUCUUUUGAAUCAUGGUAAGUACACUUUGACAUCGUCAAGGUUGAGAGAUUACUACAGACUCCUGGAACAGGAGGAUGUCACUUUGGCAAGGUGUACUACUGUGAAUCCGGCUGAGACCCUCUCUACAUCUGAGGAUGGGGAACCUCAUGACUGUGUGAAAGAGGCUGAGAAAUAUUCAAAGCUCAGGUCUGAUUUGAAGGCACUUCCAUUGAAGGAGGCCGAUCUGGAGCUUUGGACAGAUGGAUCGUGUUACCGGAUUGGUAAUGGUUUGGUGGCUGGCUAUGCUGUAGUUAAAGCCAGUGGAGACC